Hermetia illucens (black soldier fly) is the source of this 954-nucleotide messenger RNA. RefSeq names its product solute carrier family 66 member 3. Lineage: Eukaryota; Metazoa; Arthropoda; Insecta; Diptera; Stratiomyidae. The transcript has 7 exons. Bases 16 to 858 code for a protein of 280 amino acids. The record is from RefSeq and is a predicted model, not a curated record.
ACUUGAUAUCGCUCAAUGGGAAUUGAAUGUGACUGGCUAUAUUGGAUUAUCUGCACGCUCAGGAGCAUCGUGAAUGCCAACGGCACGCAGCUCAAUUCGAUAAAGGCUGCAUGUUGCAUGCCGCUCGCAAGCCUCACAAAACCCAGGACAGCGGGGACGGUGGAUGACGUUUCGUUUGCUAGUAUCGUGUUAAUGUCAAAACCGAAUUGUGAGAAGAUGAUGGACGAUUAUUCCGAAAAAAAAUAUUAUUUCAUCGUUGCUGAUAUUCUAAGCAUGAUAACAAUUUCUUCCUGCUUCGUAAUAAAGAUACCGCAAAUUCGCAAAAUACAACAAAUUAAAAGUGCUAAAGGGAUCAGCAACUUAGGAUUAUGUCUGGAACUGUUCAGCUACACUGUGAUGAUGGCUUAUAACUAUUUGAGCGCUUAUGCCAUAUUAUCUUACAUGGAGUAUCCAAUAUUGUUAUUUCAAGAAUACAUACUCAUUUACUUUGUUUUUCAUUACAAUAAUAUGCUAAACCUAAGAACUUUUAUAAUAAUAGUUCUAUAUUUCAGUUUAUUAGCACUAAUUUUUUUGAAAGCAUUCCCUUCCGCCGUUCUGGUAAUAUUGGUGCCUUUGUGUACUCCCAUUGGCGCUAGCAGCAAGGUUUUACAACUUCUUGCUAUUUUGAGGACCAAAGAUUCAUCGUCAGUAAGUCUUGUAACUUGGGCUUUAUCAGCUUUCACAAACUUAACACGAAUUUACACUAUUAUGAUCGAGUCUAAUGACAUUAUGCUGCUGAGCAACUUUAUAAUUUCUUUCACAUUAAGUGCAACUGUAUUCUUAGCUGCGUUAAUUUAUAGAAAACCGAAAAUAUUAUAAAAGUGAAACUUGUUAUAAUUUCUUGUUCUUGUAAUUACGAUAUUGAACACGAAAUAUAUCUCCUGUUUACUCCUUGGUGAAGUAUAGAACAUCAGA